AUGGCUGUAGCAUCACCUGUCCUUCAAAUACUGAAUCAUCCAUACCCUCUGGAUCCAUCAGAGGGUCAGGUUAGCUAUAAACUAGACCUCUCCUUGCCUAUUAUUGCCUCUCGAUUUGGAUCUGCAAAUUUUGCUGAUAAGGUUCAGCUUGCUUAUUGCGAGCGUUAUACUUGCUGA
Molecule: messenger RNA, 177 nt
Organism: Arabidopsis thaliana (thale cress)
Lineage: Eukaryota; Viridiplantae; Streptophyta; Magnoliopsida; Brassicales; Brassicaceae
Exons: 1
Coding region: 1-177 (58 amino acids)
Source: RefSeq, marked reviewed